Messenger RNA from Papaver somniferum (opium poppy), 2718 nucleotides. Its product is annotated as delta-1-pyrroline-5-carboxylate synthase-like. Lineage: Eukaryota; Viridiplantae; Streptophyta; Magnoliopsida; Ranunculales; Papaveraceae. Gene Ontology annotation, cellular component: cytoplasm. Bases 171 to 2324 code for a protein of 717 amino acids. The transcript is spliced from 20 exons. The record is from RefSeq and is a predicted model, not a curated record. Gene Ontology annotation, molecular function: kinase activity; glutamate-5-semialdehyde dehydrogenase (NADP+) activity; ATP binding.
UAGUGGUGCGUAUAUAAAGAGGUGUUCAACACCAUCUGUAACAGAACACAACCAAAAAUUACUUUGAACUCUCUCUCUCUCUAGAAAAUCUAAUCUGAGAGUGAGUUUUGAGUUCGUUCGAGUUUCCUCAUAUCUGAACUUAAAUCCAUUGCUUGUUUGAGUUGUGAGCAAUGGAAGCCAUGGAUCCUACUCGUGUUUUUGUGAAGGAUGUUAAACGUGUUGUUGUCAAGGUCGGGACUGCUGUUGUUUCCCGUGAUGAUGGAAGAUUGGCACUGGGUAGACUCGGAGCACUCUGUGAGCAGAUCAAAGAAAUGAACACCCGUGGAUUUGAGGUCAUUUUGGUGACUUCAGGUGCUGUUUGUGUUGGCCGUCAAAGACUCAGAUACAGAAAAUUGGUUAAUAGCAGCUUUGCUGAUCUUCAAAAACCACAAGAUGAAUUAGAUGGAAAGGCUUGUGCAGCUGUUGGACAAACUGGGCUCAGUGCUCUAUACGAUGCUUUAUUUAGUCAGCUGGAUGUGACUUCUUCUCAGCUGCUUGUAACCGACAACGAUUUUAGGGAUCCAGAUUUCAGGUUGCAGCUUAGUGAAACAGUAAAUUCAUUGUUAGAUUUGAAGGUCAUUCCAAUUUUUAAUGAAAAUGACGCCAUAAGCACACGGAAAGCUCCAUAUGAGGAUUCUUCUGGCAUAUUUUGGGACAACGACAGUUUAGCAGCUUUGCUGGCUAUGGAGCUGAAGGUUGACCUACUUAUUUUGUUGAGUGAUGUAGAUGGCCUAUACAGUGGCCCUCCUAAUGAGCCGAACUCAAAGUUGAUUCAUACAUAUGUUAAAGAAAAACAUCAAACAGAGAUUACAUUUGGCGACAAGUCCAGGGUUGGGAGAGGGGGUAUGACUGCAAAGGUUAAAGCUGCUGUCUAUUCAGCUUAUGCAGGUGUCCCUGUUGUUAUUACAAGUGGCUAUGCUACUGAUAACAUCUUAAGAGUACUUCAAGGUGAACGAAUUGGUACCCUCUUUCAUCAAGAUGCACAUUUGUGGAUUCCAGUUCACGAUGUUGGUGCUCGCGAGAUGGCUGUUGCAGCAAGAGAUUGCUCCAGACGACUUCAGAGUCUCUCUUCACAAGAUAGAAAGAAAAUUUUGCUGGACAUAGCUGAUGCUCUGGAAGCAAAUGAGAACUUGAUCAGAGCUGAGAAUGAAGCUGAUGUUGCUGAUGCACAACAAGCUGGUUAUGACAAGUCACUGAUAUCUCGAUUGUCUAUGAAGGCUGGGAAGGUUUCUAGCCUGGCGAAGUCCAUCCGUGUACUUGCAAGCAUGGAAGAACCAAUUGGUCAAGUUUUGAAAAAAACAGAGCUUGCGGAUGGGCUUAUUUUAGAGAAGACAUCAUCUCCCUUGGGUGUUCUCCUUAUUGUUUUUGAGUCUCGGCCUGAUGCAUUGGUUCAGAUUGCAUCAUUAGCUGUUCGUAGUGGGAAUGGGCUCCUUCUGAAAGGAGGAAAAGAAGCAAAGCGAUCCAACGCUAUUUUGCACAAGGUUAUUACUGGAGCCAUCCCAGAUACCGUUGGUUCCAAGCUUAUUGGACUUGUUACAUCAAGGGAGGAGAUUCCGGAUCUCCUUCAGUUGGAUGAUGUGAUAGAUCUUGUUAUUCCAAGGGGUAGUAACAAGCUUGUUUCUCAAAUAAAGGAGGCAACGAAAAUACCUGUUCUUGGUCAUUCCGAUGGGAUUUGCCAUGUUUAUGUUGACAAGUCAGCUGACUUAGAAAUGGCAAAACAAAUUGUUUUGGAUGCGAAGACAGACUAUCCAGCAGCUUGCAAUGCUAUGGAGACACUUCUUGUACAUAAAGAUUUAUUGAACACUGAUGGCCUUACUGAGCUUGUUGUAGAGCUUCAAAAUGAAGGUGUUACUCUGUACGGUGGACCAAGAGUAAGUUCCUUGCUAAACAUUAAAGAGACAGAAUCAUUUCAUCAUGAGUACAAUUCAAUGGCUUGCACAGUUGAGAUCGUGGAUGAUGUGUAUGAAGCUAUUGACCAUAUACACCAGCAUGGAAGUGGUCAUACUGACUGCAUCGUGGCAGAAGACCGUGAUGUUGCAGAUGUGUUCCUGCAGAUGGUUGACAGUGCGGCUGUACUUCACAACGCAAGCACAAGAUUUUGUGACGGUGCUCGUUUUGGACUUGGAGCAGAGGUUGGAAUAAGCACAAGCAGGAUUCAUGCCCGAGGCCCUGUUGGUGUUCAAGGACUUCUAACUACAAGAUGGAUUCUUAGAGGCACUGGACAAGUUGUAGAUGGUGAUAAAGGGGUCAUUUACACCCAUAAAAAUCUUCCGUUGAAGGCAUAGUGUGUUUCGUGCGCUUGUGUGCGGGGUUUUACUUUAGUGAGGGGGAUAUCUUUUUAGAAACAAUAAGCCCCCCCCAGUUCCCCCCAUUUCAUAUUAUUAUCUACAUCUAUUCAUCUGUCUAGCUUUAUUUUUUAUUGCUUCCUGUCUUUGUAUGGAGAUGUAGUUUUAUGAACUAUUUGCUACAGAUAAAAAGAUAGAAUGGGUAACACCUUCCUAUGCUUUUUAAGACUUCAUUUUUUAUGUCCUCAGAAAUGAGUACAUGGCAACCGCACUUAAGUUUCCACAUGCAGAAACUCUCUCAAAACAGUUCAGAUGUUAUUCUUUGAAUACACUGUAACCUUCUAUUACAUAAUUUUAGCUGAAUGAGAUUUGUCCACUGGAGCAUAUUUGCUUU